UGAAUGACGAUCAGGCAUAUAUUUUGCCGCUGUUUGUCACGUGAUUAGGGCGGAAACUGACUCAUGGUCCACGCCGAAUCUCCCGCGAAUGCAGCCAUUUAGUCUUUCCUCUUUUCGCUGCCGCACCGGAUCACGACGUGACGUUACAAACCAUGACGACAAUGCAGGAAGCACAUGUCCAGUUUAAGCUUGUUUUAGUAGGAGAUGGAGGUACUGGCAAGACAACAUUUGUGAAGAGACACAUGACUGGAGAAUUUGAGAAAAAAUAUGUUGCUACUCUGGGCGUAGAAGUGCACCCACUCCUCUUCCACACCAACAGAGGACCCAUCAGUUAUAAUGUGUGGGACACAGCUGGUCAAGAGAAGUUUGGAGGCCUGAGAGAUGGCUAUUACAUUCAAGCUCAGUGUGCAAUCAUCAUGUUUGAUGUAACAUCCCGUGUUACCUAUAAGAAUGUGCCUAACUGGCAUCGUGACCUGGUCCGUGUCUGUGAGAACAUUCCUAUCGUCCUAUGUGGAAACAAGGUGGACAUUAAGGACCGAAAAGUCAAAGCCAAGAACAUCGUGUUUCACCGCAAGAAGAACUUGCAGUACUAUGACAUUUCAGCCAAGAGUAAUUACAACUUUGAGAAGCCUUUCCUCUGGCUAGCAAGGAAGUUGGUCGGUGAUCCCAACUUGGAGUUUGUGGCAAUGCCUGCUCUUGCGCCUCCAGAAGUCCAUAUGGACCCCACACUUGCUGCGCAGUAUGAACAGGAGCUAAAAGUUGCAGCAGAAACAGCACUCCCAGAGGAAGAAGAUGACCUCUAACCUGUUCCCAAAUUACCCUUUUUGCUCCGCCCCCAUCCUACUGAGUGAGGAAGGUGUUGCCGUUUUGCCCCGUAGUGUAAAAUCCUGUUUACGAUUUAUUUUUGAAUACCCACCCAUUUGUUUUAAAGUUUGGCCUUUCCUCCUCCCACACCUAACCCAGGAUCUUUUUCAUUUGUUUUGGGGUUCUGAACCUCGAGGCAAAUUAAUUUAAUUGGCACUUUUGGAAUGCAAACACUGCAUUAGCAAACAACUGGCUAAUUAAUCUUAUUUGAGGCACAACGACCUCACAGUAAAAGCUUCUCACCACCACUGAACAGAUGAAAAUGUUCAUUUACUGCUUCAAUGUGGAGCUUAAACCUCAAUUAUACAGUUAGCCUGACCUUGGCCUAACCUUCCACGGCUGUUCAGAGUGCAAAUAAGUCAAGUGCCAAAGUAGAAGCUCAUUUUGUGGGACCCAGUCACUCUUCUGCAGUUGACUUUAAUCACUGUGGAGAGCUGCUACAGAGGAGACGAGAUGAACUCUAAUAGCCAUUUUGAUUUUACAUUUUGUGAGGUAAACAUGCGCAUGUUCAGCCAAGCAUCAAAGUGGUACGUUCAACCAGAUGACAUUUUUGUCUGGACUGUAGUGUUGAGAAGUGUUCGGGAGAUCUUUUUGCCUCAUUUAGGAACAUUAUUAGCUGGUUAGCUUCAACUUGCGGUGUUUGCAUCUUAACUAAAUAAUGGUCCUAUUAAAUUCAUCUUUGUCCUAAGUGAAAAGGUGACUCUCAAAACAAAAAUAUAGCCUCAGUUGUAACUUUUCCAGAGUUCUGCUUUCAGAGAGUGAAAGGGGGAGGGGGUGCAAAAAACAUUGUGGGGAAGUUGUGAUUCUUAUUUCACUGUUUAAGACACACCCAUGCUAGUGUUAUUGGCAUGAUAACUGCUACUCUUCAUCAUUUGAGCACCCUCCACUGCACUGACCCAGCUUGUGUUAUGCUGUUGUAUGGUGUACUGGAAACCACAAAGGGGUUUAAUCUUCGAAUAAAAAUUCUCAAUAG
Thalassophryne amazonica is the source of this 1837-nucleotide messenger RNA. RefSeq names its product RAN, member RAS oncogene family (gene ran). The record is from RefSeq and is a predicted model, not a curated record. Gene Ontology annotation, biological process: protein import into nucleus; ribosomal subunit export from nucleus. Gene Ontology annotation, molecular function: GTP binding; GTPase activity. Bases 153 to 803 code for a protein of 216 amino acids. Gene Ontology annotation, cellular component: nucleus; cytoplasm. The transcript has 7 exons. Lineage: Eukaryota; Metazoa; Chordata; Actinopteri; Batrachoidiformes; Batrachoididae.